GAAUUCUCCCAACGGUCGGCAGAUACGAAUAUUUCAGGCGCGCUGUCUCUCCCAAUGACACACUGCCAUUCGUGACGGAAGACGACGCCUUACGUUUGUUGGAACGGUCGUUGGCAGCAUUGUACUUCGCUGUUAUGUUGGUGCCCGCGUUGUCUUCCGUCUGCUGCCGUCGCAGUGUACUGUUUCAUGGCUGACGUGUUCCGCAAGCUGCCGGUGCUGCUCCUGGUUGUCCUGUUGCUGCUCCUCUUGGUUGUCUUCCACAUGUGUAUCCUCGGGAACGUACUGCGGCGUCGAAGCAAAAGAAGGUCUUCGAUGAAGGACGGCAGGACGGAGGCACGACAGGCGAUCGCCAAGUCCGGAGGGGAGCAGGUCGGCGGGAGGCGGUGCGGAGGAAGCCCAUUGACCGUUGGGAGGGCGUCCCAGCGGGUUGGGUAUGAGGCAUUGCCGCCGCACUUGCAACCACUCCCCGGCUCAUCAGACGAGGAGGAGGAGAGACGGCCCCGCACCUCAUUCACUGAACUCCUUCGCCCGGGCCUUAGCGGCGACGAAGGAGAUGGCCGCGUCAACCUGUCAUUUGGUCUGUCCACCGGGCGGUCGUCAACUCCAUCGCGCAAAGGCCUCGUGUACCCCUACCCCGACGACGACGGCGGGCAAUUGACGGUUGUCGACCGAUCAUCGAACACGAGGGCGUUGGCGCGCGAAACGACGGGAGCGAACCCGAACUCGUCGACGCAGCAAGCACGGGCGCCCUCUCUGUCCAGGGCCGCCCAGGGUCGGCCCCACUGGAUGCUGUCGCCGUCUCCCCUGUCUGCGGCGUCCGAAGUGCCCUGCCCCCGUGGCGGUAGCAUCGAUGCCGAGACGAACUUCUUUGACGUUGGUGAUGGUCGGGACGCGAGGGAGGUGUGGAAGGAACACCGAUGGGAGCUUCAGGCGCGGCGAGAGGAAUCCAUCACACGGGGGGUGGAGCAUCUUCGCGUGGGUGACCGGGAGAAGGAAAAGGAUAGUCCACCUCCGGAAGCAGACGACGACAACGAAGACGACAACGACGGAAAAGGUGGCCAAGGAAAGGGGAGCGGUGGCGACGGCGACGGUGAUGCGGAGGAGAAGCGCAACUUCUGGUCCGUCGAACACAUUAUAGCCCUCAUAAGGGCUAAACGUGACCAAGAUGCGCAUAUGCAGGGGAUGGGCCACGCGUACGCCCGAAUGAAACCGCGAGAAUGGAAAUGGCAAGACGUCGCUCAGAGAUUGAAGAACGUGGGCGUGGACAGGGAUGCCGAGAAAUGCGGGAAGAAGUGGGACAAUCUCAUGCAGCAGUUCAAGAAAGUCCAUCAUUUUCAAUCGCCGUCCGGGGGGGGUGACUUCUUCCAGUUGUCGUCCAAGGAGAGGGCCAGCAAGGGCUUCAAUUUAACUAUGGAUCGAGCUGUUUACGAUGAGAUAGAGGGGUCGCCCGGGAUGAACCACACCAUCCACCCGAAGAACGUCUCAGACACUGGUGCUUCUGGCGGUGUUCGUCUGCCAUCGACGUCGAACGCGGAUCCUGAAUCAGUGGCGGAUGGGGAUGGAGGUGCGGGGCGAGAAGAUGACGACGAGGGGUCGACGGGAGGUUCUUCCCAGACGACGGGCGCCCCCGCCGAUUUUGGGAAGAGGAAGAGCACGAGGCAGCAAACUUUCGACGCGCUGACAGAGUGCAUGGAGAAGCACGGGGCGCUAAUGGCGUCGACGAUGGAGAGUGCAAGCAAGCGGCAAUGCUCCAUCCAGGUCCGGCAGUGUGAGGCGUUGGAAGCCGAAGUGGAAGUGCAGAGGAAGCACUAUGCUGCGUCGGGCGAAGUCAACAAACUCAUGUGCCACGCGUUGUUGGAAAUAGCGAAGGCUAUUUGUAGUACGCGAGAUGUUAAUGAGGAGGUGGUGGAGGAACACGAGAUAAUCCACGAGGACGACGACUUUGAAGAGGAAGAGGAACAACCGCUGAAGAGGAAACCGAGGGCGAGUUCUGGGGGGGGGAUAAAAAUCAACGAAGGGGGGGACGAGACACCUUCCGCACGACGUGGCGGUGGGGGUGUCACGGGUGGACACGCCGACUUUGUCGACGUUGAACGCGAUGUGCCUAGGAGGGAGAUCGGCGGGCGUGUGAAGGAAGGGGUCGUCGCGCAUGAAUCUGCGCAAUGCGCGCAGACGCCCUCGAAACGCCUCAACACCCCGCCUGUAGACGUGGCGGGUAGUUCCCAAGCGGCGGUCCAAGGUGGGGCAUUGCGAUCUCCUUCGACGGUGCCGCGCGGCGGCGCUGUUACGGUGGCGGGGGAGGCGGGGGAAGUUCCUAAGGCAGGGGAUGACGGGGUGGUUGCGGAAGACGACGAGGCUCUGGUGCACAGGCUGCGCGGGGCACUGGGCACGACCGAAGCGAUCGACGGCGGUCAUGUAUCAUACGAGCGUCUGAAGGCCAUGGCAGAGGCGAUGAGGUACUUGCUGGCCGCAACAAUGUGGAUAAUCCGAAUGGCAGGGGACGAUCCAAGAUCUCAUUACGACGCUUGGGUUUUCGUGCAACUGUCUGAGAAGACGACGCUGCUUGCGUCCAUGAACCGUCAAUUCGACGCCCGCCGCCACAUCACGCAAGCCGCGCAAGUCAUGACGGACAAGUUGGGGAGACCGCCUCCGACCUUCGCCCCCCCACCUGUCUACAUCCCUGAUUGGGUGUCAAAGUGCGGAGUCACUUUCUCGCACGACGCGACGUUGGCCUCCCCGAUGGAGGCAAAAAGGUUGGAUUGGCUGGGGACAGGCCCCCCCGAGGGCUGCGAUGAGGAUGACGACGGUGUUGACAAAGGCCAGGGUGGGUGAUGUGGAUGACAUCGCGAUAGGGAAGGGGAUGAUGCCGUCGCUUCUUUGACGACGGCAACAAACGCAAGCAGUCACU
Chara braunii is the source of this 2908-nucleotide messenger RNA. The record is from the annotation of a GenBank genome assembly. Lineage: Eukaryota; Viridiplantae; Streptophyta; Charophyceae; Charales; Characeae.